AUGACCGGCAAAAUGAAGCUGUACAAGUUGGUGGUCUUGGGAGAUGGAGGCGUCGGAAAAACGGCUCUUACAAUCCAGCUGUGUCUGAACCACUUCGUCGAAACAUACGACCCGACCAUCGAAGACUCGUACCGUAAGCAGGUAGUGAUCGACCAGCAGCUGUGCAUGCUCGAGGUCCUCGACACCGCCGGGCAGGAGGAAUACACGUCGCUGCGCGACCAAUGGAUCCGCGACGGCGAGGGCUUUGUGCUGGUCUACAGCAUCACCUCGCGAUCGUCGUUCACCAGCAUACAGAAAUUCUACCACCAGAUCCAGCUCGUCAAAGAAUCCACCAGCUCGGGCUCGCCCACAGCCAGCGGUGCCGGCGGCGGCUACCUGUCGGCGCAGAUGAACGGCGCACACCACGCCGGCCUCGCCGCGGCGCCCGUGCCCGUCAUGCUCGUCGGCAACAAGUGCGACAAGGCCGCCGACCGCGCCGUCUCGUCGCAGGAGGGCCACGCCCUGGCCAAGGAGCUCGGCUGCGACUUCGUCGAGACCUCCGCGAAGAACUGCGUCAACGUCGAGAAGGCCUUCUUCGACGUCGUGCGCGCCCUCCGCCAGCAGCGCCAGCACCAGCAGCUCCAGCAGUCGCAGCACUCCACGCGGAACCUGGACCGCCGCGGCACCGGCUACGGUGCCGCCUGCGCCCCGACCGGCGUCGAGUACUCCCGGUCCUUCCGAAACGACCGCAAGGGCACGCGCAGUGGGCUCAAAUGCGCCAUUCUCUAA
This is a messenger RNA of Ophidiomyces ophidiicola, 768 nucleotides long. It is a transcript of the gene ras2, whose product is annotated as RAS2 protein. The record is from RefSeq and is a predicted model, not a curated record. The transcript is spliced from 2 exons. Gene Ontology annotation, cellular component: plasma membrane. Bases 1 to 768 code for a protein of 255 amino acids. Gene Ontology annotation, molecular function: GDP binding; GTP binding; GTPase activity. NCBI's taxonomy places the organism in Eukaryota, Fungi, Ascomycota, Eurotiomycetes, Onygenales, Onygenaceae. Gene Ontology annotation, biological process: signal transduction.